Messenger RNA from Coccidioides immitis RS, 1191 nucleotides. RefSeq names its product acetyltransferase. The record is from RefSeq and is a predicted model, not a curated record. Bases 1 to 1191 code for a protein of 396 amino acids. NCBI's taxonomy places the organism in Eukaryota, Fungi, Ascomycota, Eurotiomycetes, Onygenales, Onygenaceae. The transcript has a single exon.
AUGCCGGCCUUGAACCCAGAAAUGGCGCCUACGGCCUUGAAAUUCUACACUCAUCGCGGUGUGGACCUUCUCAUCUCUCUUCUACAGUUCCAGCUCCCACAGUCCGGCACACUCCUUCGGCGCCUUCAGCACGACAUAGUUCGCAAAUCGCCAACAGCUUGUUACUUGGCAACGUUCCCGCCUACUGACGAGCAAGCUUCAGCCUCCCAUCCUGCUUCGCCAUGGCUGGUUGCAUAUGUAGAUUUGUAUGCGUGGCCAGGGACUCAGGUAUGGUUGUACUCCAGUCUCCAGGCCGAGAGUAGCACAGUUCCUGGGCAAAAGUCGACACUCAACUCUAGCGAUGCCCAUUUGACCGCAGCUCGUUCGCAACUGCUAAGCUUAAUAACAUACUGCUUUGAUAAACUUCUUCCAAGGUUUAUUUCUAGUCCGGAAGCCCAAGGCACAUCGGCGAACGGAGGUCAUGGAGCUCAUCCAAACCGUCCGCCGUCUAGGCCACUUACGACGAUCUUACUCGGCAGUGUGCACUCUGGUGUUGUAAAACUCCUAGAGGAGUCAAUAGGACUUAUGAGCCGUCCCAGAUUCCACAUACCCCAGCCAGAUUACUGCGUAAAAUAUUCCUUCGCUCGCUCCGUGUACGAUCCGGUGUCCAACGCAUCCUCCUCCCUUCUCCCCCCGGGAUAUCGAUUUUGCACACGUGACGGCGUAGAAGGGUUCCAGUCGUACCACUAUGAUCUUAUAAAGAGUCGUUCUUUCAUAGUCCGCCAGAGAAAAGCCUUAGAAGACAUGGCCAGUGUUGUAAUGUAUCACGACGGCACCGGAAACAUCAAAGAGAACGGGCGUGAUGGGGAGCAUGGCGCGCAAGAAAUGCCCGUGGGCUGGGCCUUUUUAGGUUACGAUGCCAGUCUCGUGUCAUUGCAUGUUGAACAGGAGCAUAGAGGUCGUGGAUUAGCAGCUGCCCUUGCGAAGUCGGUGAUGCGACGAGGGAUGCUGGACAAUCGCCAAUUCUGUUUUGGAAAGGGGGAUGGCGAGGAGCGGUGGGCGUUCGCUGACGUGAUGUCGUACAAUGAUACCAGUCACCGGGUCAUGGAGAAGAUGGGCGGCGAAUCCGUCUGCACCGUGUCAUGGGUCUCCAUCGCGCCGUGCACUGACGAGCAUCGCAUCGGUGAUAUGGCGAAAGGCAUCCAAUGCUGA